This is a messenger RNA of Cryptococcus wingfieldii CBS 7118, 903 nucleotides long. RefSeq lists its product as hypothetical. Lineage: Eukaryota; Fungi; Basidiomycota; Tremellomycetes; Tremellales; Cryptococcaceae. Gene Ontology annotation, cellular component: endoplasmic reticulum membrane. The transcript is spliced from 5 exons. The coding region runs from base 1 to 903 and encodes 300 amino acids. Gene Ontology annotation, biological process: regulation of store-operated calcium entry. The record is from RefSeq and is a predicted model, not a curated record.
AUGGUCGCAGCCAAGAAAGUGCCUCUCAAGGCCAUAAAGACACUCACCUUCUAUGCCGAUCGCUAUACACUGGGGCGGAGGACUGAUCCGAUUCCUCAACUCACUUGCAAUGGACCAGGGUGCAGAGUUUACCAACCGGACGUGGUACAGUGUACAAACAUGGGAGAUGAUGGACUAGGUGGCGUUCAGUGGAAGUGCGAUACCGACAUACCAUCCUAUCUAAGGUUGGGCAAGGUGGACGUAUCGUGUGAGGGCUGGUCGCGAGCGGGCGACUCCAACGUUCUGCAGGGCUCUUGUGGCUUGACAUAUGACCUAUUCAAAGUCAACAAAGGGCUGGAAUACGGAGAUGAUCCUUACGACCAUAUGCCAUCAAAAUUCGACCGCCAUAUCAGCUCUCUCUUCAACAUCGCUUUCUACUUGAUAGCAUUCGUCAUCCUCUACUCCAUCGCCCGGUCUCUUAUUGCCAAGUAUUUUCCGCGACACACUCCGCCUCCUCUAUCGAGAUACAACCCUUGGGGAGGGGGAGGUGGGGGUGGGGGCGGUGGCGGUGGCGGUGGACCAGGAUUCAACUCUGGACAACCUCCACCUCCCUACGUCAAGCAAGAGUACACCGAAGACUCUACGCAGGUUCCGCGAGCUACAACCUGGACACCAGGAUUCUGGACGGGUAUUGCCACCGGCGGCUUAGGCGCAUAUAUGGCCAAUCGAAAUCAGGAUACCUGGGGUAGAUAUAACAGGGGCUUUGGGGAUGGACGAGGACCUGUGGAGAACACGAGGACGAGGAGGUUUUGGGAUGACGACUACGAUUGGGAUCGAGGAGUUGGUCCUUCAAGAAGAGCUGGGGGAACCCCGCCGGGCGAGAUGAGAAGAGCCACUGGGUUUGGUGGAUCUUCUACUCGCUAG